AGAAGAAGAAGAACUCCACAACAUUCAUUUUUUAAUUUCUAUUCCUUUUUACUUAAAGAAGAUUAGUACAUUGCAUCAUUUUUAAAAUGAUACAAACGGUGAAUAAACUUCUGUGUACUAUCAAAGUCUGUCCUUCGGCUAUGUACAAAGUUCUAUCCGCAAUCUAUUGCAGCAAAGGAAUCACAAAGCACGCGGGUCACAUAACAGUUCUUCAAACAAUCGACGAAACCGGAAGCAGAAAUGUACCCGUCCAAACAAAUAAAAAUUCAUCCGUUUUGGAUCCUCCGACAGAUGUUUCUGAUACUAGUAUACAUCCGUUUAUUAGACCUAGUUUCAACUUCGCAGCCUACGUGAACAAGUCGGAAACGUUGCAGUUUUUAGUGAAACAGGGAGUAGAUCUCCACAAACUUGAAAAACGAAAAGGAAUACCGGAAUUUAUUCUAGGGUUAGAUGUCGAAAAGGACAUGAAGGAUCAUAUCAAGUUUCUUGCGGAGAUUGGAGUGAAACCAGAAGAUUUCGGAGAAAUAAUUACAAAAAAUCCGUUGAUAUUUAAAGAAGACAUCGGCGAUCUGGAAGUCAGGGUAAACUAUCUUGAAUCUAAACAAUUUCAACCGAUGCAGAUAACUAGAAUAGUUUCCAAAAACCCUUUUUGGCUUAUGCUGAGUACUCGUCGAAUAGACAGAAGAUUGGGAUAUUUCCAAAAAACCUUUGCUCUUACUGGAAGUGAAAUUCGACUUUUAACGACCAAACAACCUCGAGUGAUAACGUUCAACCUCGAGCAUAUAAGAUUGAACACUUUUAAUAUCAAAGAAGAGAUGGGUUUCAAGCCCGAAGAAAUGAAGCAGCUGUUACUCCGAAAACCCAAAUUGUGGAUGAUAAGCCAUGGAAACCUUAACAGUCGAUUCGAUUUCGUUCACAGACAUAUGCAAAUUUCGCAUGAAGAUAUUUUGAGCUUUCCUGAAAUCUUGCUGUCGAGAGAUUACAGGCUUAAACAACGCCACGGUUUCCUCACGUUUCUUGGUAAAGCACAAUACAAUCCUAGGAAGGAACUUUACAUAUCUUUAAAAACAUUAGUGGAAGGUUCGGAUGAGGAAUUCGUUCUAGACGUAGCCAAGUCAAGUAUGGAGUGUUACAACAAUUAUCUGAAGACGCUGUAAAGAAAUUUUUAAUUCAAAAGUGUAUUAAGCUAAAUUAAGUCAGAUCUUUUGUCAUUAGUUGUAUAUAUUAGUCUAGAUGUAAAUCAAACAUCAUUAGCUGUGUUUACCGAGCUCGAUUUUCCGUUUCAACGCGUGAAUGGAAGUGAAUAACAGUGAAUCGAUAAUACCAGCAACUGUAAAUAUGCCUCCAAUAAUAGCGCAUAGAUUGAUGGCGAAAUGACUGAAAGAGCUAAAAAGAGGAAGAUAAUAUUUGACAUUAAUUAGCCACAGUGAAAUAAAUUAAAAAGAAUUUUUCUAA
This is a messenger RNA of Uranotaenia lowii, 1455 nucleotides long. It is a transcript of the gene mTerf3, whose product is annotated as transcription termination factor 3, mitochondrial. Gene Ontology annotation, molecular function: double-stranded DNA binding. NCBI's taxonomy places the organism in Eukaryota, Metazoa, Arthropoda, Insecta, Diptera, Culicidae. Gene Ontology annotation, biological process: mitochondrial ribosome assembly; regulation of DNA-templated transcription. Gene Ontology annotation, cellular component: mitochondrion. The record is from RefSeq and is a predicted model, not a curated record. The coding region runs from base 87 to 1157 and encodes 356 amino acids. The transcript has 2 exons.